Molecule: messenger RNA, 1697 nt
Organism: Hippocampus zosterae (dwarf seahorse)
Lineage: Eukaryota; Metazoa; Chordata; Actinopteri; Syngnathiformes; Syngnathidae
Gene: gpr34b
Product: G protein-coupled receptor 34b
Exons: 3
Coding region: 556-1680 (374 amino acids)
Biological process (GO): G protein-coupled receptor signaling pathway
Cellular component (GO): membrane
Molecular function (GO): G protein-coupled purinergic nucleotide receptor activity
Source: RefSeq, a predicted model, not a curated record
CUCUCUCUCUCUCUCUCUCUCUCUCUCUCUCUCUCUCUCUCUCUCUCUCUCUCUCUCUCUCUCUCUCUCUCUCUCUCUCUCUCUCUCUCUCUCUCUCUCUCUCUCUCUCUCUCUCUCUCUCUCUCUCUCUCUCUCUCUCUCUCUCUCUCUCUCUCUCUCUCUCUCUCUCUCUCUCUCUCUCUCUCUCUCUCUCUCUCUCUCUCUCUCUCUCUCUCUCUCUCUCUCUCUCUCUCUCUCUCUCUCUCUCUCGAUCAGGACUAUAAGUGGCAAGAAAAUAUAAAAGUUGACCACAGCCCAACAUUUUCUCUGCGCGACAUCACCACAUUUUAGAUGUCAGCAAUUAUCUGUUGACUUUCGACGGCGCAAGAGGGAACAAAAGAUUUUCUCUCGCUUCGCUGGGACCGCUUGGGUUCGAAGCUGCCUGAUGGACUACAGGAUUCCUGAUGAGAUGUUGAGAAACGAGUCCUCAGAGUGGAAGUAGUAAAGUGUAGUUCUGACAGAGGAAGGUGACUGAGCACAUAUGAACAGCUAAAAGACCAUUGUUAAUGGAUUUUAAUGGCUGGGCUGGAAGAUUGUCACUCUCCCUACAUCAUGUCAGCUGAUCUUCAGACAUCCAUUUCCCCUUUUGUCAACGGGAUAAACUUGACAAUGGCGCCUGACCCUCAGCAGCCUUGUGUCGAUUACGACGCGCUACAGUGGCCACUUGCGGUGCUUUACUCCGUAAUCUUUGCUCUGGGUCUGCUCGGGAAUCUGAUGGCCCUGUGGGCUUUGUUCCACGUGCAUUCCAAACGGAACUCGGUGCGAGUUUUCCUCAUCAACGUGGCGUUCGCCGACCUUCUCCUGGUGGUCUGUCUGCCGUUCAGGAUUCUAUACCAUGCCCGUGGAAACGUGUGGACCCUGGGGCCUACACUGUGCAACGUGGUGGGCAACUUCUUCUACAUGAACAUGUACAUCAGCAUCACGCUGCUGGGGCUGAUCAGCGUGGAUCGCUACUUGAAGAUCCACCAGGGAACUUUGGCAAAGAGCAGGCUGCAGUCCACCGGACGAAGCACUGCUAUCUGUGUGGCGAUCUGGAUCAUUGCCUUUGGCUUGGCUUCAGCUUUCUUCAUGCCAAAGACUCCAUCGCAGGUGAACAGGUGUUUCCACUACAAAGAGCUUCACGAUGCAAAAUGGAAAGCGUACAUCAAUAUUUGCAUGCUGUUGGUCUUCUGGCUGGUGUUCAUCUCCUUGGUGGUGUCCUACGUGAAGAUCGCCCUCAAGCUUCUGAGGAGGUCGCAGAAUAAACCCGACUUGCCCAACGCUCACCGCUACUCAAGAACUGCCCGGAAAUCCUUCUUCAUCCUGUUCCUCUUCACUGUCUGCUUUGUCCCGUAUCAUGUGAUUAGGGUGUUCUACAUCAAGACCCAAAUUACAAACACCUCCUGCUUCUGGAAGGGCGUGGCUGACAAAGCCAAUGAAUUGGCGUUGCUCUUUUCGGCUCUUAAUACCUGCCUGGAUCCUGUGCUUUUACUCCUCUUAUUGUCCUCCGUGAGGAAGGAGGUGCGGCGCUUGAUGGCAAACAUGUUUCGUACACGAGAUACUUCGGUGGGAGUUAGUGGGAGCAGCUCCACAGUGGAAAUGGAAGGGAGAACUGGGAGGCCUGACAGAGGGCAAGUUAAUGUCCCGGCGACUUUGAAAUAAAGGAUUUGUUGACGUUA